Molecule: messenger RNA, 4449 nt
Organism: Moesziomyces antarcticus
Lineage: Eukaryota; Fungi; Basidiomycota; Ustilaginomycetes; Ustilaginales; Ustilaginaceae
Product: p-loop containing nucleoside triphosphate hydrolase protein
Exons: 1
Coding region: 1-4449 (1482 amino acids)
Molecular function (GO): nucleic acid binding; ATP binding
Source: RefSeq, a predicted model, not a curated record
AUGCCAAAGCUGAUCCGAAAGGGUCAGCGCAUCCUCCACAACCGCACCCAGGCGCGUCUCAAUGGAUCCACCUUGCCGACCAUCUCGAGGUCUACAGAUGCGGACGAUGCUGAGCAGCUCGACUCGGACGAGGAGCAGCCGCUCUUCCUCGGCAGAGCCUCUGCAACCCCUGCGCCCGCCGACGACUCUCCUUUUGCACGAUGGGACGUACCGAAAGAUCCUACCGAGCUACCUUCGGAGACCAGACGCAAGGCCGCCAGUCGACGUGUGGCCGAUGCGGUCGAGAACGCGCGCUUGCGCAGCUUGAACCAGACCAGCUCGCGGCAACCCAAUCCAGCCGGCCACGGGGCAUCGCACUCAAACGGCACAAUACCUCAAGCCAAACAGGAAGAAACGGCAAAUCUCUCAGACGACGACCCGGUGCUAGCUUCGCCCACGCUCGCCGCACAUCGCUCACGAGACUCUACAGCACACGUCAAGAACGAGCCCGAAGUGAUAGAGAUCAAGUCCGAAGACGAUGAUGAUGGAGAAGAUGACUUUCAGAUCGUCUCUCCACCUCCAAGACUUGCUGCAUCUGCAACUCCACCGCCUCGCAUCACGCCAGUACCACCCGCACUCGAAUCUCCAACCACACCUCCGCCUGUAGCCCAGAGACAAGCAACAGCAGCAGCACGCAAUCGACGCUCUGCAACCGCGUCAGCUGCAUCAAGCUCCUCUGCAACUCGGCAAGCCCUCGUGGGCAGGCAGCCCUCCGUCGCCCCCUCUGAUGCCUCGCGAACGCAAUCCGAGGCGCCGCAGCCGCCCGAAAAGCCCGUGCUCGAACGAAAGGAUCCGUGGCCCGACCACUUUCUCGAGCUCGAAAAGACCUUUCGCGCCAUCAAUACCGUCUACUCCUUCUGCUCGGCACGCAAGCAUAUGGCCACCACCUACGACACCAUCAAGAGCAGCGUCGAGGGGCUCACCAAGAAACCGCUCCAGAUCUUCGAGAUUGCGCAGAUCAAGAGCCUGUGCGGCGACCUCAUCCACUUUGCCUACGUCGAGCACGACAUGCUCCAAGUCCACAUGGACUCCAGGUCCAACGCCGAAGAUGCCGCCAGCAACACCGUCAGGCCACCCCAAAAGUCGCGCUUGGAGCUGCGCGACGAGAUGUACCAACAGGCAGCAGAGGCGAUUGCAGACGGCGAUCCCUACAUCCCUGACGAUCAGACUAUGUCCGUGCAAUCGGCGGCUGCUGCUGCGCCGCUCGCGGUCGACGCUGCGGGGUUCGAUGCCACGGGCGGCGGCUUCCAAGACGUUUCGGAUGCACACGAAAGCGGUGGGCCGCAUGGUCCCCUGCUGCCACCCACCGAGCUCGAGGUGCAGCAGCUGCAGCGCAAGGGCAAGCAGCGUGCACGCGACGAAUACGUGCUCCUCUUCGAGUUCAACGACGGCACGCUGCAGGGCCCCAAGGCUACGGCCCGAGGUGGCCGCGCGGGUAUGCGUCGCGCCCCCAACCGCGACGCGGCCGACCCCACAGGCAGGCCCAAGCCCAAGCCCAAACGCAAGCUCUACUCGCUCCCCUCGACGGCGUCCAUGAUGAAGCUCAUCAACAAGCGCAACUUCAAGUUCGAACAGGCGGUGCUCGAGCUGCUCGCCGCAUGCAGCGCCAAGGACGAAGAUCCGGUGCAGCUGCUCAUCGAUGCCGCCCACGACCACGUCCCGCUCAACCCCGAGACCGCCUCGAGGACCGAGGGCGAUACUCCGCACAAGAAGCGCAUCCGCCUCGAGUUCCUCAUGAAGAAUCCCGAACACCGCCCUUCCAUCGCCUCGGUCAUCGAAGAGAUGAGCAUCGCGCCGUGGUGGAAGGACCAGAUCGUCCCCGGCGGCCACAAGGUGUUCGACCAGCGUCCCGCCAAGAUGGGCGAGCUCAACUAUCUGCUUUCCCAAGCCGUGGUCAAUGCGCUCUAUGCCACGCACGGCAUCGAGCAGCUCUAUGCACACCAGGCCGAGGCGCUCAACGCGCUGCACGAGCGCAAAAACGUCAUCGUCUCCACAUCGACCUCGUCGGGCAAGUCGCUCAUCUACCAGCUGCCCGUGCUCGGCGCACUCGAGCACGACGGCGACGCCACCGCCAUGUUCAUCUUCCCCACCAAGGCGCUUGCGCAGGACCAGCGGCGGUCGCUGCAGGACCUCAUCGCCAACUGCGAGGGCGUCGAGGGCGCCAUCGUCGCCACGUACGACGGCGACACGGACAAGCAUCUGCGCAAGGACAUCCGCGAGCGCGCCAGCGUCAUCUUUACCAACCCGGACAUGCUGCACCAGAGCAUCCUGCCGAGCGAGGAUGUGUGGCGACGCUUCCUGCGCAAUCUGCGCUACGUCGUGGUCGACGAGCUGCACAUCUACAACGGCCUGUUUGGCGCACACGUCAGCUUCAUCAUGCGCAGGCUCAGGCGCAUCUGCAGUGCGCUUGGCAACCGCGAUGUGCAGUUCGUCAGCUGCAGUGCCACCGUGGCCAACCCGAGGGAGCAUAUGCAGACGCUGUUUGGCGUGGACGAUGUGCAUGUCGUCACCGAGGACGGAUCGCCGGCGGGGAGGAAGGAGUGGCUCGUGUGGAAUCCGCCGCUCAUCGACGACACCGACCCGGCGCAAGGGAGGGUGAGCUCGUACGCCGAGGUGAGCAAGGUGUUUCGGCAUCUGAUCCAGCGCGGCGUGCGCACCAUCGUCUUCACCAAGGUGCGACGCACGUGCGAGAUCGUGAUGCGCCAGGUGCGCAACGACCUGCUGCUCGAGGAUCGGCCGGACGUGGCGAACAAGGUCAUGUCGUACCGCUCGGGCUAUUCGCCCCAGGACCGCCGCAAGAUCGAGCAAGACAUGUUCAAGGGCGCGCUGCUCGGCAUCGUCGCCACCUCGGCGCUCGAGCUGGGCAUCGACAUUGGCAGUCUGGACGCCGUGAUCAUGCUCGGCUUUCCGUACUCCAUCUCGAGUCUGCGACAGCAGGCGGGGCGUGCGGGGCGGCGACAGAAGGACUCGCUGGCGGUGCUCAUCGGCGAUCCGUGGCCCAUGGACCAGCACUACAUGCACUUUCCCGACGAGAUCUUCCUGCAGCCCGAUGCGGCGCUGUCGGUGGAUCUGGGCAACGACUUUAUCCUCGAGUCGCACCUGCAGUGUGCGGCCGAGGAGAUGCCCAUCACGGUGGAGGACGACGAGCAGUACUUUGGCGCGCAUCUCGCGACGCUGUGCCAGACGCGGCUCGAGGCGGACGGCAGCGGCUUCUUCUACUGCCGCGAGGAGCUGCGGCCGAAUCCGGCGCGCGAUGUGGCGAUCCGCGGUGCGAGGCAGGAGAGCUACUGCUACAUUGACGACACGCCCGGUCGCGCGGGUGGCGCGCAGGUGAUGGAGGAGGUCGAGAUGGAGCGCGCCAUCUUUGAGGCGUUUGAGGGCGCGGUGUUUAUGCACCAGGGGCUGUCGUACAUCUGUCGCGACAUCGACCACGAUGCGCGCAUUGCACGCAUGGUGCAGGCGGAUGUCAACUACCACACGCGCCCGCGCGACCACACGGACACGGACGCCAUGGAGACGUACCGCAUCCGGCGGCUGCGCGAGUCGCCCUACCUGGCGUACUACGGCAAGGUGACCAUCGCCUCGUACGUCUGGGGCUACUUUAAAGUCGACCGACGCGCCAACAUCUUGGAUGCGGUUGAGGUGGAUUGUCCGCCCUUUGUGCGCCACACACGGGGGUUGUGGAUCGACGUACCCACCUGGCUGGUGGAGGCGAUGACGGACAAACGCAUCAAUGCAGCUGCGGCGAUCCAUGCGGCCGAACAUGCGUUGCUGUCGCUCACGCCCAUGUUUGUGGUGUCGGUGGCGGGCGAUGUGCGCACGGAGUGCAAGAUCGCCGAAAAGGAGUAUGCGGCGCGCGCUUCGUCGCGCAAGCGUCCUGCGCGCCUGAUCUUCUACGACAUGCCCGGCCAGAACGGCGGCGUGUGCGCAAAGGCGUUUGAGCAUCUGGACGGACUCAUCCGCAUUGCGAUCAGCGUGAUCGAGGCGUGUGCGUGCAACGAGGGCUGUCCAUCGUGCGUGACGAGCCAGACGUGCGCACACGCCAAUCUGGUCACCAGCAAGGUCGGCGCGCUCGCGGUGCUGCGUGGCAUCGUGGGGAGGGAGCCGUUCGAUGCGGACCUCGAGAUGCAGAACGAACCGGGCAUCGCUCCGAGCCAGCUGGGCGAGAGGGAGGCGGUGCACGGAACGAUUGCAGAGGCCGUGCCUGUGCGCGUCGCCAAGGAGCUCGGUGGAGCCGUCGAGGUCGAGGACGUGCACGAGACACUGCCACCGAGCCUACAGGCGCUCACCCAGCACGCCCUCCGCGCGGCUGCGCAGAGGCGAGACGUCGUAGCAGGCCCAUCUGGCACCAACGGUACCGGUCCAGGAGGAGGCUUCCUGCCCGGCAAAAGCAUGUUGUUCACCGAGUAG